GUGUAAUCUAAAGAGAAUGACGUGCAGAAAACAAUAUGUACACAGCUAAGGGCGCUGUGAGAAGAGAUUUCAGGGAACAAUAUAGGGAGAGAAGGAGUGUUAUAAAUGUGUGCUGUUGUUGUUAACGGUCCGCCCUGAUUCCUGGUAAUUGUCCGAGGGGGCAACAUUUGGAAUUACACGAGGGUGAGAAAUGAAUGAAAUAAUGUUCGUUUUUGAGCUAACCAUCCCUUUAAGUCCAAGGCUCUCUCUUUCUUUUUCUGUGUGUGUAACCUUGUCCACCUCAGGGUCGGCCAUCACACGGAGCUCACAGUUUUGUCCUUGAAACAAAGAACGUUCCAAAAUUAUAUGCAGACCCUCUUCAUUCACAGAGCCAGAUGAACACACAAUUGCACAGCAGGACAGCAUGGCCUUUCGUAAGUGUGUACAGGUCCCGCUCCGUUCCAGCUUGGCUCAGGUGUGCCACUCAGGAUCCACAGGGACCCAUCCGAGAUUUAUUCACACAGUUCCCAGACUCUGCAGUCUAUCUCAGCCAAAUGGUUCAAAUGCUUCCAGAGUGCUGGUGCAUUUUGUAAAUCAGUCUGGGGUAAAAAGCAGUGUGUUUGUCACAGAGGGGGAGACUCUUCUAGACGCUGUCAUCAAGAAGAAUCUUGACAUCAGUGGUUUUGGAGCAUGUGAGGGCUCUCUGGGCUGUUCUACCUGCCACCUGAUAUUUGAGGAGAGUGUGUAUGACAAACUGGAGCCAGCAGUGGAUGAAGAGGUUGACAUGCUGGAUUUGGCUUACGGACUCACCAAGACAUCUCGUCUGGGUUGUCAGGUGACUGUGGAGCACUGGAUGGAUGGGAUGACAGUCCACGUCCCACAAGAGAUCAGCAAGGAAAACUAGGGGCAGUGA
Puntigrus tetrazona (Sumatra barb) is the source of this 892-nucleotide messenger RNA. RefSeq names its product ferredoxin 1b (gene fdx1b). Lineage: Eukaryota; Metazoa; Chordata; Actinopteri; Cypriniformes; Cyprinidae. Gene Ontology annotation, cellular component: mitochondrion. Gene Ontology annotation, biological process: positive regulation of oxidoreductase activity; P450-containing electron transport chain. Gene Ontology annotation, molecular function: 2 iron, 2 sulfur cluster binding. The record is from RefSeq and is a predicted model, not a curated record. The transcript is spliced from 5 exons.